GGCCGCCGCUGCCGGAGGAGCAGGAGCAGGAGAAGGAGGAGGAGGACGAGGACGAGGCGGGCGGCCCAGCCAUGAGCGGCGGGGAGGUGGUCUGCUCGGGCUGGCUCCGAAAGUCCCCACCGGAGAAGAAGUUGAAGCGCUACGCAUGGAAGAGGAGAUGGUUUGUGCUUCGGAGUGGCCGUUUAACAGGAGAUCCAGAUGUACUGGAAUACUACAAAAAUGACCAUGCCAAGAAGCCUAUCCGUAUUAUUGACUUAAACUUGUGUCAGCAAGUGGAUGCUGGAUUAACAUUCAACAAAAAAGAGUUUGAAAACAGCUACAUUUUUGACAUCAACACUAUAGACAGAGUUUUCUAUUUGGUGGCAGACAGCGAGGAGGAGAUGAAUAAGUGGGUUCGAUGCAUCUGUGAUAUCUGUGGGUUCAACCCUACUGAUGAGGAUGCUGUGAAGCCCCCAGUCAGUUCUUUACAAGCAUCUGCUGAGUUACCCUUGCCCAUCAACACUUCACCGCCUUCCAUGCAAGCAGAAUCUUCCCUACCUCCUCCUUAUCAGCUUAUUAACAUCCCCCCACUGGAGUCUUCCUCUAGUCAAGAAGAUCCUCAGGACUACCUACUGCUAAUUAACUGCCAGAGUAAAAAACCCGAACCAAUGAGAUCUCACGCUGACUCUGCAAAAUCCAGCUCUUCUGAAACAGACUGCAAUGAUAACGUGCCCUCCCACAAAAACCCUGCUCCAUCCAUGAGCAAGCAAGCUGUGAAUGGCUUUUUUCAGCAGCAAGGUGUCUAUGACUCUCCGCCUUCUCGUACUGGACUACCGUUGGCAGACUCCAGCCUUUAUAACCUGCCCAGGAGUUACUCCCAAGAUGUUUUACCGAAGGCAGCAUCUCCAACGGGGACUGACGCAGAAGGCGAGCAGCAUGUUUUCAAUACGCCAUCAGCGACGUCGUCGUUAGAUGCACAGAUGAGGCACAUCUCCAUCAGUUACGACAUUCCCCCUACACCUGGAGGUACUUACCAGAUUCCACGAACUUUUCCAGAAGGAACAUUGUCUCAGACUACAAAGUUGGAUACUAUUCCAGAUAUUCCUCCACCUCGGCCACCAAAACCUCACCACGCUGCAGAUCGAUCUCCUGUGGAAACAUGUAGCAUUACUCGCACAGCUUCAGAUACUGAUAGUAGCUAUUGUAUCCCUACAGCAGGAAUACCACCCUCACGCAGUAACACCAUUUCAACUGUAGAUUUGAAUAUCUUUCGUAAAGAAAUUAGUUCUCAAGACUGUUAUGAUAUUCCACGAACGUUUCCGAAUGACAGAUCUAAUUCAUUGGAGGGCUUCCAUAACCACUUUAAAAACAGAAGCAUGUUGACAGUGGGAAGUGUUUCAAGUGAAGAACUAGAUGAAAAUUAUGUCCCAAUGAAUCCCAACUCUCCUCCACGACAGCAUUCCAGCAGCUUCACUGAACCCAUCCAGGAAACAAAUUAUGUUCCAAUGACACCAGGCACGUUUGAUUUUCCGUUAUUUGGAAAGCAAGUCCCUCCUCCCUCUCACAUGGGUUUCAGGUCCAGUCCAAAGACCCCUCCCAGACGGUCAGUGCCUACUGAAAAAUGUGAACCGCCGCCAGUGGAUCGGAACCUCAAACCAGACCGAAAAGGUCAAAGUCCUAAAAUUUUAAGACCUAAACCACAUGGUUUAGAGCGAACUGAUUCACAAACCAUAGGUGACUUUACUACAAGAAGAAAGGCAAAACCAGCUCCACUAGAAAUAAAACCUUUGCCUGAAUGGGAAGAAUUACAAGCCCCAGUUAGGUCUCCUAUCACCAGAAGCUUUGCACGAGACUCCUCCAGGUUUCCCAUGUCUCCCAGACCGGAUUCAGUUCAUAGCACAACUUCCAGCAGUGACUCGCACGACAGUGAAGAGAAUUAUGUAUCCAUGAAUCCAAAUCAGUCCACUGAAGACCCAAAUUUGUUCGGUAGCAACAGUCUUGAUGGAGGAAGCAGCCCCAUGGUAAAACCUAAAGGAGAUAAGCAAGUGGAAUAUCUAGAUCUGGACCUAGAUUCAGGAAAAUCUACCCCGCCUCGUAAGAAGAAGAGCAGCGGUUCAGGCAGCAGUGUGGCAGAUGAAAGAGUUGAUUAUGUUGUAGUUGACCAGCAGAAAACACUUGCACUGAAGAGCACGCGAGAGGCAUGGACUGAUGGGCGACAGUCUACAGAAUCAGAAACACCCACAAAAAGCGUGAAGUGAAAACACUGCUUAUUCUUCAAAGAACGGAAAGGAAUGAAUUUUGAAGAUUUAAAGAACCAUAAUGGCCCUGUUGCUUGGCUGUACGGUAUUCACUGGUGUGUGAAUAGGUUUUUGACCGAGUAGGAUGGAAGCCAAAGGACGCUUCAUAAGCAUCAGAGAAGUUUAAGAUCGUAAAUUGGCUGUGUGGUCUCUGGAAAAUUUGCAACCUGUAAAUAACGUGUAAAAUAGCACCACUUUGCUUUCAGAAAACCUCUCGUUCUGUAGUUAACACGUUUGUAGUAUUACCAUGUUUAUGCACUUUUUCAGUUACAAUGUUGGUUCAGGUAUUCCCAGUUAGUGUACCUUAAUGCCUAAUUCAUUUGCAGAAUUUUUUUCCUUACACUACUAUUCUUUACAAUUCUAGGUUAAUUAAGCUACGUGUAGAUAUGGAAAUGAAUAUUUGAACUUCAUUUUAACAACUUAAAAUCAAUUUUUUGCAGAAAUACUUUCACAAUAGAAUAAUCUACUUGAAGUGUCAAGUGGUAACCGUCAGUUACGUACUUGUUUAUAUUUAAUACAUGCAAAAGAUUAUUUGGAAGUCCGCAGGUUACCUUCCUAACAAAAAUUGCUGUGAUUUAAUAAUAAUGACCUAUACUGGGUUUAGACCUACAAUACUGGCUUAUAUGUUAGUUGUUAGCGGUGGAACUUCUAUUGUAUUUUAUUAAUGACAGUGUUCUGUGUUUGAUAGGUGAAGAUUCUGCAGGGUGGGAUCUCACACUUUUUAAGACUGAGUAAUUAAAUAUCAAGUAAGCCUGCAAACCACUGAUGGCAUGCAGUAAUAUUGUGAUCUCACACUUAUUAACAAGAAAUAACCUUUAUAUUAUUUACAGAAGGUAGAGUAUAUAAAUCAGGUACGUACCAAGCACUACUGUGCUAACACACUGAUCAGGUUUAGACAGUGAGCUUUAGUUUUGUACUGUUUAGAAGUUCUAAUGUCAGUUUUCAGUUCAAGAUUAACGGGACAGUUUGACAUUCACUGUUUAUAGUACUAGCAAAAUACUGUGAUUUUGAAUUAGACAUUAAUUCAAAUGGAAAUACUAUGUUUUGACACCGUAGUGCCCUUCUUACGAUCUGUAUUUUACUUUAAUCUCCUGCUUGGCCUUAUAUUUAAAUCCCUAUGCAACUGUUAUUUUAUAUCUCUGUUUUAAAAAUUAGAUCAUGUACUUAAAUGAUCCCCUCGUAAACCACUCGUUCCUCUUUCCUGGUACAGGAUUUUAAGCUCUGUAUACUGUGAUCCCUUAUUUUACUAUGACAGUUCCAAAUAAUAAUCUGCCUUGAUUUAGAAACAAUUUUUUUGAUAUAUGGAAGAAAAUAGAGCUCUUUAAAUACGUGAACAGGAUAGAUUUAGAUAGAAAACUUACUAACGCUUUUAUUUUUUCCUACAACUGCCCUUGAGUAAGCUAUCGGUUUUGUUUCCCCCCCACCCCCCAUUGUUUUAUUUUGUCCAGGUCACUUAAAAUUUGAGUAUGCAGCUGUUUUGUUUUCUGACAUGUUGGCCUUAGUACUGUGCCUAACCUACCGUUCGUUGGUUCUCUCCCCUCGCAACCACAAUCUACCAUACGUAAAUUAUGUUAUUUUUAACGAAGGUUCUUUUAAAAUUAGUAAUAUUUUGAUGCUUUGAAUGUUCAUUAAAAAAAAAAAGCUAAAAAAUGGAUUUUGAGGUGAAUUUUAAAUAAAUCAAGUUGUUCAGUUUCGAUGUGUAAGCUCUGUCCUGUUAAACAGCAGUUGGGUAUUAAUGUGUUUGUAAAAGUGCCUAGAUUUCAACCGCUUACUUUCUGAAAUUGUACAUUAGGUAGCUGUCAAAACAAAAAACGUUGAAUUAAUUUUCAAAACAAAUCUCUGCUUUCAAACCCUGCUGCGAGCAACUGAAUUAAUCGGAGUCCCAGCCUCCUGGGAGCUGGGAAAAGCCAUGUGAGCCAGGGGACCUUGAAAGCUUGAUCGGAAGCGUAUCAGGUCCUGGAGGACUCUGGAGGUGAAACUCAACUCUGCUUUGAAGUUACUAUUACUACAUAAUAAACUGUUCCUCACUGCUGCGAUGGCUGACGCACUCACAGAUACAUCAAACGCUUGGAACGCUUAAUGUGAAGGUAAUUUUGGUUUAGGAUGCUGGUUUUAAGCGUUUUAUUGGUACAGUCAUAGCAGAGCGCUUCCACCGAGCUGCCUCUAAUUUGCUAACAGAAGUGAUGAGAUAAUCACUGCUCUGGUUUAUCAGCCAUAGUUGUUUUGAUGCUUACUGUUAAGGGAAAGAGUCAUACAGUGUGGUCCAGCACUUCCACAGGAUCUUAAAAUCCUAUUUCAACUUUGUUUCUUUUGUCUCUCCAUAGACACCUAAAUUAGGGGAAGAGAUUUUGGAAGGGGUGCUAAUUGUUUUCUUAUUCAUAACCCGCCCUUCCUUGAAACAUCUGCUGGCUCUGUGCGUGUAUUUAUUUAUUACUUAAUAACUCUGUGGGUUUUUAUAAUGAAACACUGACUGACACUUGUAUUUAGGUACCAGUAGUAUUUUUUCAGGUGUCCUGAGCAUCUCUGAUAUUGAAGUAUAAAUGCCUCAUAGAAAGUUUCCUAGACUGGCAUCUCUUACUGAACAAUUGAUACAAGGCAGUUUUGUUCUGUUUUAUGACAUCAGUGCUUGUUUUACAGGUUCUGCUUAUUCUUUCUUCAUUUAAAAUUUAACAGCAUUCAGAGUGUCAAUUACGAAUUACACUCUACUAUUUUUAUACCAUUUUCCUGCUUUUUCUUAAUGAAAAUAAUAGCUUCCAACGUGUAGUGUAAUGCUAUGUAAGUAACAGGCUAAAAGUUAUCUUUGGUUUCAUUAAAUUUCUAAGCUGUUUUCUCCCCUUGUUUCCAGUAAUAACUUGCCUACUUUCAUUUAGUCCAAAGAAACAGAGGCAUGCUAACUCUUGACGACAUGUCACGUUUUCACCUUAAAAGCUAAAAUGGGACUUUGCGCUUCAGGUUUGACAGAGCUCUAGGAUUUUCAAAGGGUGUGAAUAUUAAAUUGAGAAUGUAAGUUCUAAAAUUAAAAGUGGUAGAAGGAGAAUUAGACUUAGCCGUAACUUCCAGUUACUAAUUGUGUGAGGACGCUCUACUAACGAGUGGAUGCUGGUUGAAGCUCCAGUAGAAAGCAGUGAAGGUGCAGCUUGUCAGUGUUGUCAAGCGUUCCUCUUCAAACAGGUAGGAGGUUCUGUCUUGUUUGUCUAAAACAGGGUUAUCUUAUAGUGUGGGUGUAGUUUUCACUGCUGUGCGUCCAUUUAAAAUGAGCAAAUUUCAACUGCAAAUACGCAUCUGGAUCUUGCUCAUAUCAAAAGAAAACGUUAGCGCCUCGUGCGGUAAGAUAGACUCCUAAAGAUGCCUUGCUGUAUCACCUCAACCAUUGCUUUCUCAUAAAGGCUACUGGCUACGCUUCUGCACAGUGUGACUUAAUCGCUGUAAGCUCUUAAAGUGCUGAUGCAGAUACAUAGUCAUGUUCUCCCAGAAAUGUGCAAAGUGAUGUUGAAAAAGAUAGAAACAUGAACGUUAGUCUUUUUUUACUUGAGAUUUUUGUUUAUGUAUUAAAAAGAAGACAAUUCACUUAUGUGUGGCAGCUGUGAUAUAGUGACACACACAGGUUUUGCAGGCAAUUACAGUCUUGCAGUUGUACGUAUCAUUUGAAAUGCAUUGCUACAUACAGCUACAUGGGGACUGAUGGGCAGCUCUGUAUCUUUCCCAUUGUACCGAGAGCCGAACGAGAUCUUUACUGCGAACAAAUUUAAGCUUAGUACUGUUUGUAAUGACUAGCUGUGAGCAAACCUUCCUCAAAAGCAUUAUGACUAUGGGCUGUGGAUGAGCCAGAGACCAAGCUGUGAGGUUUUUUUAAGCUUCCGUUUUAACUAAACAAGUGGCCAGAUAUGCUUGGAUGUAUUCCUGUUUGGUGAGGUAGAGUGGGACAAAAAAAAAAAAGUUGCUUACGAACAGUGUCAUUGCCCUUGAGAGCUUCCCAGUGUAUGUUUAAGUUCUGACAUCUUUGGUAUGAAUGUUUAGUAACAAAAGUGGGAGAAGAACAAGUACUCGCUGCAUGACUAGAUGAGAGGCUUGACAUAUUACUAAACAGCUAGAACGUUCUGAUGCCAGUGGAUCUCAUUGAACAUCUUCGUUAAGAAAUCCUUUGUUUUGGAGGAUUUAAAAAGGUUGUAUGCUUGUUUUCACUUGUUUAGAAGAAACAGUUUGUAGGGGAGCUGUUAGGUCGCAGCUUGAACUGAUGAUUGAGCAGCUGGUAAAGGGCUGUGGCUGGUCCAGGGAACACAGGCAAAUUGUUUGCACCUGUGCUCCCCAUGCGUCCAAAGGAGGUAAACUCAGGUGCAGCUUCUCUGCUCAUCUAUGGGCCUGCCACUGAAGGGAGAGCGUAGUUCUGACCUAGGCUGCUUCCUGAGAAGGAGUACCGUACAGCCAGAGAGCCCCUUCCCAUUUGGGAGACUUCCAUCCUUUGUGUAUAUGACUAUUGGCCUACCUGCAAAUAAUUAAGCUGGUAUUGCCAAGAACCUGCCAGAAGCAAUUUCACUUCUUGGUAAGCGGGACACAAGUUACCUGAAGUGUACAGUUGAGUAACCCGCAGUGUCCGUGCAUAACGUCAGAAACGCUGAACAUUUUGGUGAAAUGGACUAUGAAAGUAUCUCAUCGUGAUGCUAAACUUAGUGAGAUGAGAAAUAUUUUUUUGCUGUUACUAAACCACAAGUCAUGGGGCAAUGCCUUUAUGUCUGUUUUAAAAACGAGAAGUAAAAAACGUACUAAUUUGGAAAUAUUUUAGCCAGAUGUGUCCAAAGAUCUUGCAUACAAGAAAUCCCGUGGUUUCAGAACCUAGAAUACAAAAUAAUUAAAAUGGAAACCCUGAAAGCUUUCUUUCAGUUAUUUCAAAGAAAAAGAAAGUCUGUAUAAAUAAUCUUGGUACGUGUUUGAAGAUUCGUACAGGCUUUGUUGCUAAGCCUUUUCCCAGUAAGUUGGAUCUGCAGUGAAACCAGAAGAAAAUGCAUAUCACAUCAGUUUUUAGAAAUGCUCGUAAGAAUUUGGCUGCUGCUAUCAUAAGAUUUUAUUAAAUGCUGCUCGAGGUUCUUCUCAGCUGCAGCUGCUGGGUACUAGUAUGUAGAUGGGACUUGCCCAGGUGUACCCAUCCAGGUGGCCUGAUUGCGUGCUAGGAGGUGGCGUGGAAAUCCAGUCUUGUGGAGAUAUUUAAAAGGUGCAAUGUGAAGCAGAACCGUUCUUAGCAUUCGGUCAUUAUAUUGACCGAGAACUUUUGAGUGUGAAAUACAGCAUUUUUGGUUGAGGAGAUAAAAUCCAAAAUGCUCACAGUAGGACGACUUAGUAUUUUAUUCAGGUUUAGCUGUUUCCUUUUAUUGUAGGAGAGUUGAGCUGUGCCUGGACUAGCUGUAACCAGCUAGCGAGUAGCUAUAUAACCUAGCAGUGCGGAGUCCAGCAUGUGCUUGAGGAACACCACUUUUAAGAAUGCUUCAGGUAGAGCACCAAUUUCUACUUAAAAAUCCAGUUUACAGAAAGCAGGUUGCUUCGUGGGUCAUUGUUAGCAAAUGUGGAAAAAUACACAGACCUAGUUUUGUGAUAAUGUGACUAGCCAAUUGGAUUCAUUAGGAUUUUAGUUCUGGUGGUUUUUUUGGUCAGGGUAUACUGGCAUAAAUGCAGAAUGUACUUUCACAAAAGCUUAGGGAUGAGUUUCCAGUUGAUAUUUCUAACAUCUGCCUUGAGGCUUUUAUUUAGUAAGUGCUUUGCGUAAAAAGACGGAAACAUUGAACUAAGCCAACAGGACUGUUCUUUACAUGGAAUUAAUGCCUCUUAAAAAAAAAAAAGGGGGGGGAUGGAGUACCCAGAGAACACAAGCACCAGUGCACCUUUGCACCUUAGAAAAAACAAAAAAACCAAGCAUCAGAACGUGAGAAUGUUUUCAUUUCGUAUCUCAGAUUAGCUGCAGUUGUACGACCUUCUGUUUCCUUCAGAAAGUAUCAUUUCUAAAUAGCAUCAAUUUUGCUGGCUGCGGCCUUCUGCUCGGAGCUGCUGAAAUAACUUGGCCCAGCCUACUCCCAUUUGGUUGAUCAUUGGCUAGAAUUGUAUCUGUUUUAGUCACGUAUUUAUGUCAGACUGUCAUUUUUGCUAGGUCUUUUCUUUUUCCCUGCUUUGUAAUGAAUCGAGUACUUGGUGUUAUUGUUGCCUGUGUGCUUUGUUCUUUGAAGUUUUACUUUGAUUUUUCAUGUCUUUCUGAUAAGACUUCUCCCCAGAAUCUUCAAUUCCAGGAGGUUUUCUCUGUCUCUGCCAGCGAGCAGACUGGGCAUGCACUGGAAAGUGGGAGGAGACAGAACCCAAAAUGGCAAAAGGAUAUUCCAUACCAUGUGGUACCAUGUUUAUAAGUAAAAUGUGGGGCAGGUUGGUCAAGGGGCUUGCCAUUGCUGGGCACUGGCCAGCUACUGGUGAGCAGCUGUGUUGUUCAUCACUUUAAUUCUUGCUUACUAAACUGUGUCUACCUCAACCCGCAAGUUCUUGCGCUUUUCCCAGUUCUCUCCCCUGUCUUGCAGUGGGGAGGAGGUGAGUAAAUGGCUGCACUGUGUUGAUCUCCCUGCCGGCUUAAACCACAAUAGUAACUUUCUUUUGCUUCACAGUACGGUUCACUUCACUUGGAAAUAGUUUGUCCAAAAACUGCGUCUAAGAGUUGACUCCUAAUGGUAUUGUACUGUUGCCGUGAUACAGGGUCCAUGGCAACUUCAGGAGAGUUAUGCUGAAUAAUGAAUUAGGGGUGAAUUAGUGCUACAGUUAGAAGUUACACUGAGAAGUAAAUUGUAUUCAGAAGCCUUUGGGUCUAUCGUGUGUUUUUACAGGUAUCCUAUUAGGGUUAUCAAGGAAUACUCCUAUGAUGUUCCAAGUUCUGUACAGUUGCAAGACCAAUUUUAUUUCCUGUCUCUAUAGAGAGGUUUUGGCUGGAAUGUUUUUUGACAAUGCUUGACCGUAUCUGCAUGAAAGAUUUGGGGCUGACACUUCACUGAAUCUUAGCUUUGACGCAAAGAUUCUUCUCUAUAAUAAAAGAGGAAGAGAGAGAAAUAAGCUAUCCAGGAAGAGAAAAUCAUUUUGCCACAGAGACGAACAUCUUUUGAGGCCCACAAGCAUCUCAACACCACACACUGCCUUACUCGACGGCCAGGUUCGAUGAGGCUAGGAUGGUGAUGGUAUUUUCCCCCCUUCUCUAAAACUUCUCUCGUCUCCCAUCAGCCAGUAUGAUCUGACCUGAUGAUUUUCGAACUAAUAAAUGUUGACGCUGAAACAUC
Molecule: messenger RNA, 9568 nt
Organism: Centrocercus urophasianus (Greater sage-grouse)
Lineage: Eukaryota; Metazoa; Chordata; Aves; Galliformes; Phasianidae
Gene: GAB1
Product: GRB2 associated binding protein 1
Exons: 11
Coding region: 72-2237 (721 amino acids)
Source: RefSeq, a predicted model, not a curated record